CGGCACAGCUGUGGGUGGUGGAGUAGGUGAAGAGCGAGGAAUGAGGGUCAGCCAGCCGGCGAGUCAGCGCUCCUCCCUCCCCUAAUCCUUAGUGGGUGGAGAAAAGUUAAGUCAGUAGAACGGAGUUGAAUAAAGUAAAGCGGCGGAGGCUGUCGUGUCAAGUCAGGCAUCUUGCCUGCUCAGGUCAGAAAGCUACCCUUGAGGUUGGGCCGCUACGCUGGUCCUUCGUCGUGCUUGGUCGGAUUUCUUGGCGGCUUCUUGAGUGUUUUGAGCUGCCCUUGUCUUAGUGGGAGGAGUCUCCGAGCUCUCGUCGCGCUCCGCUCCUGUUUCUAGAGCCAAACUUCGAACUUUCGCUGCCGACGGGGCGCUGGCGCCAGAUACUCGGGCACCGGGAGGUAUAGUGUUUCCCGUGGACCUGUCUGCUGGAAGGAGUCACCAGCAUAAUUCAAACCCCUGUGAUCUCAAAACAGAAUUUUUGCAACAAGCUCCUGGUAGUCCUAAACAAUUCAUCCUGGUGUUCUGAUAUGAAAGUUCAGUGAAAGUUACUUGCUCAGAGACACAUGGCUAGAAAGUGGCAGGGUUGGUAUUUGGACCCAAAUUUACAUUUCUGUUAGAUGUAAAGCCCCGUUACAGAAUGUCAAAGUGAAGUUCAGACAGUCAUGUGUGUUCCUACUGUGAUUGCAUCAUGGAGAAUCAGUUGACUAAAUCAACUGAAGAACGGACGUUUCAGUACCAGGAUUCUCUUCCAUCACUGCCUGUUCCUUCACUUGAAGAAUCAUUAAAAAAAUACCUUGAAUCAGUAAAGCCGUUCGCAAAUGAAGAAGAAUAUAAGAAAACUGAAGCAAUUGUCCAAAAAUUUCAAAAUGGUAUUGGAAAAACAUUGCAGCAGAAAUUACUUGAACGGGCGAAGGAAAAAAGAAAUUGGCUGGAGGAGUGGUGGCUGAAUGUUGCCUACCUGGAUGUUCGCAUACCAUCUCAACUGAAUGUCAACUUUGUGGGUCCUGCAUCCCACAUUGAACACUACUGGCCUCCAAAGGAAGGCACUCAGUUGGAAAGAGGAAGUAUAAAUCUUUGGCAUAACUUGACCUACUGGCAGCUAUUAAGAAAAGAAAAAGUGGCUGUUCAUAAAGUUGGAAAUACUCCUCUAGAUAUGAAUCAAUUUCGAAUGCUGUUUUCCACUUGCAAGGUUCCAGGAAUUACUAGAGAUUCAAUUGUGAGUUAUUUUAGGACUGAGAGUGAAGGGCGCUGCCCAAGUCACAUUGCAGUGCUGUGUCGAGGCCGAGUUUUUGUCUUCGAUGCAAUACUUGAAGGAAGUUUGAUUACCCCACCAGAGAUUCUCAGGCAAUUGACAUACAUCCAAAAGAAGUGCCAUAGUGAACCUGAUGGACCUGGGGUAGCAGCGUUAACUAGCGAGGAGCGGACUCGAUGGGCUAAGGCACGAGAAUAUUUGAUUCAUCUUAAUCCAGACAACUUGACUAUGUUAGAAAAAAUUCAAAGCAGUUUACUGGUGUUUUCCUUAGAGGAUGACAGUCCACAUGUAACACCAGAAGAUUAUUCCCAGGUAACUGCAAAGAUUCUUACUGGAGAUCCAACAGUACGCUGGGGAGACAAAUCCUAUAAUUUGGUUUCUUUUUCUAAUGGAGUAUUUGGCUGUAAUUGUGAUCACGCCCCUUUUGAUGCAAUGGUUAUAGUAAACAUCAGCCAUUAUGUUGAUCAGAAGAUUAUUGAGACUGAAGGAAGAUGGAAGGGUUCAGAAAAAGUACGGGAUAUACCGCUUCCAGAGGAGCUUGUUUUCACUGUGGAUGAAAAAGUGUUAAAUGACAUCAACCAAGCUAAAGCCCAGUAUCUCAAGCAGGCAUCUGAUCUGCAGAUUGUGGCGUAUGCCUUUACACCUUUUGGCAAAAAGCUAACCAAGAAGGUGAUGCUUCACCCUGAUACGUUUGUUCAGCUUGCACUUCAGCUGGCCUAUUACAGACUUCAUGGACGCCCUGGUUGCUGCUAUGAAACAGCUAUGACAAGAUACUUUUAUCAUGGCCGUACAGAGACCAUGCGAUCAUGUACAGUAGAAGCAGUCAGGUGGUGCCAGUCCAUGCAGGAUCCUUCUUCCACUCUUUUGGAGCAGCAGCACAAAAUGUUACAAGCUUUUGCCAAACAUAAUAAGCUGAUGAAAGAUUGUUCAGCUGGAAAAGGAUUUGACCGUCACCUUUUAGGUCUCCUGCUCACAGCAAAAGAGGAAGGUCUCCCUGUUCCGGAACUCUUUACAGACCCACUUUUCUCCAGAAGUGGAGGAGGUGGAAACUUUGUUCUCUCAACAAGUCUGGUUGGCUAUUUAAGAGUCCAGGGAGUGGUGGUUCCCAUGGUGCACAAUGGCUAUGGAUUUUUCUAUCAUAUCAGAGAUGACAGGUUUGUUGUGGCCUGUACAGCCUGGAAAUCAUGUCCAGAGACUGAUGCAGAAAAGCUAGUUCAACUGAUUUUUCGUGCUUUCCACGAUAUGAUGCGGCUGGUGAAUCCUGCUCACCUUUAGAGACUAAUCAUUUAUUAAGAACUUACCAAAACAUAUCAUUAAACUGGGUGCCGAGAGCGGGUUGGUGAUGUGAGAUAGGAAAGAGUGUUAAAUGCAGCAAUCAUUAGAAUUAGGCUCUGUAAAUUCAUUCUGACACAGAAACUAGAAACACUUAUAAGUUUCCUCUGAUGCAGCAGCAAUGCAAAUUACGGUAUGGUGACCAGAGAAUUAUGCAAAGUUUAAGAUAAGCCUCAACAAUGCAAAUCUACAAGUCUUAACAAUGCAAGUCUAACUCUGACUCUUAAAUAUCUUUGUUGGUACUCGUGUAGGUAAUAAAUCUUCUCUCUGAACAUCAUCGUAGAGUCUACCUUCCAGCACUUUAAUAUCUUCUAGUUGCCAAAGGAAAUGAAAUAUAUGACUGGAUGCUAAUUUCCCUGAAAUCAAUGAUUCCACAUUGAUUUACAAGCCUACUAUGUUUGGGAAAGACCACUACAAUUUAAUGAACUUAAAAAAGAGAGAUUCUGUUGAGCAGACAGAAGAAUUAGGCUGUAGUAAGGAGGUUUACAUCCUCUGACAACACACAAAACUCUUACAAAAUUUAUUCUAGUAUAUGGUUGUAAUUAGUUUCGUGAAUGUAAAAUUAAAGCACUUAUAUUUAAAAUCAGUAACUUUAAAAGGAUUAAAUAUUAAGAUUCUCAGGAUUUUAGUUUUGUGUUUUUCCUCUGUUCAAUUUUUGUAGUUUCUACUCUCAGGAAAUAAAAUUGUGAAAGUCAUA
Messenger RNA from Vicugna pacos (alpaca), 3278 nucleotides. The record is from RefSeq and is a predicted model, not a curated record. NCBI's taxonomy places the organism in Eukaryota, Metazoa, Chordata, Mammalia, Artiodactyla, Camelidae.